AUGGCGGCUACCGAGGCUACUGAUGACCAGUUUACGGGGGAAAGCUCUGUCGUUUCCCCCACAGACCAGUCAGCCAACGUUUCCGGCAAAUCCAACCAGUUAGGCAAUGGCAACAAAACUCCACCUGAAUACGAUUUUGACCAAUGCGUCGCGGCAAUGAAGGGGAAAGAAGUCCCGACUGAUUUAAGCUCUUUUUGGCAUCGUCGAGCAGUCAUCCGCGGGAUUCGUGAUUCGCUCGAAUUUGCAACAAGCCCGGCAAUCGUCGAGCUAUGCUUUGGCGACGAUAGUCGUCAGGCUUAUCAGUUUUCCCGCGCCCGUAAUGCCCGCCUGAUAAUGAGUGACAUAAUUCCUGAUAUAGAAGGCCCUGCUACCCAGCCAUACUGUAUUUGGUAUCCAGAACUUGCGUCGCUAGAAACCUACCGUGAGGUUGCCCGUCGAUAUCCAUCUAUGCGGUAUCAAGUCGGCCGAGCAUGUGCUACUGCGGGAUAUACGGACCUUUACAAAGAACUGGAUCUCCUGCCUGACGUGUCUAUUGCUGAAGAAGCUCGCGAAGUUGACAAAGAUGCCGAUAUCUACAAGAUCAUUAUGUCAGCCCCUCAAAGAUACGCUAUUAUGAAUGAUUUCACCCGAUCUAUCAAUCUUGAAAGUCCACAAACACCCGCGUUUCUAAAUGGCGAUAUAAAGCCUCGAUGGGCCCUUGAACAGCGUGCCCCUCCUCCCAAAAAUAUACCCGACACAACUGCAGAUGAUAUUGAUAUUGAGGAAGAUGGGUUUAUUGGCUUAGAAGAUCUCUGUUUAGAGGAUUGUGAUGCCAUACUCGGCCCAGGAGACUCUGGGCAAUUAUGGAUGCCUCUUCCGCCUGACCUUCCAGUUCUGGAGAAACGCCUUCAAACGCAAAUGGCUGCAUGGGAUGGUAAUGUGGACAGAUACGCUCGACUGAUGCACCCACGUAGGCUCAGAACUUUUACGGAACUGAAUUGUAUCCUUCGUGGAAUUCAUCACAGUACGAUGUUUGCCAAAUGGUGGGCUUAUCAGAUGGAAACCAACCCCGAACGAGCUAUUAUCCCAGACAAAUUGCUUAGCGAAGGCAAUAAGCACGAGAGCCGAAAGAUUCGCACCGCGAUUACUGCUCGUAAAAUAAUGAGCAAUGAAGUGGGCGGCCUUGAAGAUAGCUCAGACUGCCUCCCCUGGAUGAUCUGGUGGCCGGUGAUGCCUCACUAUAAUACCUGUUACGAGUUGGCUAAAAAGUGUCCGUCCAUGAGACUGCAGGUAGCAAUUACCUGUGUUCUGUGUGACUAUGAAACUAUCUUCAAACACUUGAAGCCUCCCCCCCGCAAAGCCCUAUUCGCGGCCGCGAAACGAAGCGACAACCCAUUCUAUCUACAAUACUUAGAAGAAUGUGCAAAAAAGACAAACAUCGAAAGUCGAUAUCUCGCAGACUUCGGUGACUACGAUGCGAAUGAAUCAAGCUUGGAGGCUGAUCUGGAGCCUAGAAAGUCGAUAGCCUAUAGCUCUAUCGACUUUUCCUCUAUGGCAGCUGGAUGGGCAGAAAAUUACAGUAUCUAUGGCAGCAGGCCGGCGAAUGUGGGAGGUGUGGAGAGAUACGUGUGGCUGUCAACUGAGACCGCACAGAAGAUUGAACAUGUAUGUGGUGGAUGGUAUGAGUCACCUAAUAGUGACUACGUACAUCUUGACCCGAAUGACGAAAGGUUCAAUACCGUGCAACCUAUAUUGCCUAUGCAAUGA
Molecule: messenger RNA, 1746 nt
Organism: Penicillium cinerascens
Lineage: Eukaryota; Fungi; Ascomycota; Eurotiomycetes; Eurotiales; Aspergillaceae
Exons: 1
Coding region: 1-1746 (581 amino acids)
Source: RefSeq, a predicted model, not a curated record